Lingula anatina is the source of this 1380-nucleotide messenger RNA. Its product is annotated as NMDA receptor synaptonuclear signaling and neuronal migration factor. Gene Ontology annotation, biological process: regulation of neuronal synaptic plasticity; regulation of neuron migration. Gene Ontology annotation, molecular function: protein binding. The record is from RefSeq and is a predicted model, not a curated record. Lineage: Eukaryota; Metazoa; Brachiopoda; Lingulata; Lingulida; Lingulidae.
AUGGGAUCAGGUGCAUCAAAAGAGAAGAAAAAUGCAAGCCAGGGUAAAGGUGCAGCUACCGCAACAAGCGCUCAGGGUGGAAACGGAAAAGCCCCUGUAAAUACCAACCGAACAUCACUACAGUGCGCCGACCCACUAGCAGAUGGUAGAGCAAUGGUGGCCGUGCUGAAAAUACAGUCUAUAUGGCGUGGGUACAGGUCCAGAGAAAGAUCGAACGAGGCAUCCAAAGCUGCCACGAAAAUUCAAAGAAUGUAUAGAAGGAGACUUUCCAAUCAACAGCUGAGCGAAACAUUAGAAAAGAGACACGAAAAAAGAGAAAAUCGCAGCAGGCAAUGGAAAGAAGAAGGAAAAUUAAAACGUGUCGACUGGACCGAAGAAAUAAAAAUAGGUGAACAAACCGAAGAAGAACUGAAUUCAUUUCAAGAUGAUAUCAUAGAUGUAAAAUGGUUCGCAGAGCAGACUUUAGAGGCAAAUUCCAUUGGCUACAGCGUAGAAAAAGAAAAGGAACUGAAAAAAUGCGGAAAACUGAAGAGAGAAGAUCGAUCCCAGCUUAUUUCACGGACGAUAAGACCGAGGAUUUUGUUAGUGUCUUCCAAUGUUCAGAAAGCUGAACAGUUGAUCAAGCAUGUAGUGAAAAAGGAAAGCCACAUCAUUACUAUAGCCUAUGAUUUUGAAAAGACAUCAUUUCCGAAACUAGCAGAAAAGAUCGAAAAACGACUAAAUGAAUAUAAACAAGGAAGCAAAGCUGAGUCUAUUGCAUUUUACUGCCAGGGAGGUCCCGGCCACGCCUACAUACUAAAGAAAAGGGUGCUCACUCCAGCUAAGUUGCAUAAGCCGGGAGAAGAGGACAUGGAAAAGUUUUUCUCCUCGAUCGGCCCUUUGAUGACUAAAUGCCCGGCAGAGGACGCUGUGGUGUACUUCAUGGGUUUUUGGCUCCAUGGAAAUAAACAAGGAGAAAAGUUAUGUAAGUCUUUAACGGAACUCAUGAAGCCGAAUAUGGUGAGAUUUGAAGCUCCGUUGGAGAUGUCAAGGGAAGGUGCGGAGAUGCUUUCGGCGUAUUUCCAUGUGGACCGUUACAAGCUUUGGAAAUCUCAACAGCACCUAAGUAUGGAGAUAGACUGGAGAAAAGUGGAGCCGGAUGUUAAUAUACAGAACGGGUCGUUGAAAUGACAGUUUAGAGAAACCAUAAGUAGAAGCGAUUGUGACUCUCAUAUACAAAAUAUGUGCAAACGAGUUUAUUGCAGCUGAUGGGCCAGAGUCAUCUGGUGAUUGUGUACAUUGGCAGUGUAUUGGAUAUGAGGUAUUAAUCCCACCGCGUACAUAGUUAUCGGUUGUGUCUAAAACUAUAGAGUCCGGAUAUAUGUCAACACUAAUUGUUAC